Molecule: messenger RNA, 739 nt
Organism: Loa loa (African eye worm)
Lineage: Eukaryota; Metazoa; Nematoda; Chromadorea; Rhabditida; Onchocercidae
Product: peptide methionine sulfoxide reductase
Exons: 4
Coding region: 63-695 (210 amino acids)
Molecular function (GO): peptide-methionine (S)-S-oxide reductase activity
Source: RefSeq, a predicted model, not a curated record
UUGCAGGUAUUAAUUAAAUAAAUUUGAUUUUGUAAUCUAAAUUUAUUAGUGGAAAAAAAAAAAUGGCUAAUUUGCAAAAGGCUUAUUUUGGAAUGCAAUGCUUUUGGGGUGCUGAAUCAACAUUCGCAAAAUUGGAUGGUGUCUUGGCGACACGAGUUGGUUAUGCUGGUGGUACCACAGCGACACCUAAUUAUCAGAAUAUCGGUGAUCAUACAGAAGUAACGGAAGUUCAGUUUGACGAAAAGAUUAUAAGCUACGAUAAAAUCCUUAAUUAUUUCUGGGAACAUCAUAAUCCAACUACGGAAUAUAAAAAACAGUACAAAUCCGCAAUUCUUUACGUCGAUGAUCAACAAAAAGAGAUGGCCAAGGAGAGUUUGAAAAAGAUACAGGAGAAAUACGGCAGUAAGAAGCUAGAUACAUAUGUUCAAAAACUGGUUCAAUUUUAUCAGGCAGAAGAUUAUCACCAAAAAUAUUGGUUGCGUUGUCAAACGGCAAUUUUUAAAAAGUUGAAUCUAAAUAAUGAAGAAGUAGUGAGUUCAUUACUGGCUACAAAAAUGAAUGCAUUUUUGGCAGGAUAUACAAACUUCGAUGUACUCAAACAGUUGGCUGAUCAGUAUCAGUUAGACGAAGAUGUUAUCACAUUGAUUAAAAAUAUUGCUGUAACAGGUGGAGAUACAAGUGCAUGCCACGUAUAAUGUAUCAUUGUUAAUUUUUAAAGCUAAAAUGUGAAGAAAAUCGG